Molecule: messenger RNA, 987 nt
Organism: Trichosporon asahii var. asahii CBS 2479
Lineage: Eukaryota; Fungi; Basidiomycota; Tremellomycetes; Trichosporonales; Trichosporonaceae
Product: inorganic diphosphatase
Exons: 5
Coding region: 1-987 (328 amino acids)
Biological process (GO): phosphate-containing compound metabolic process
Cellular component (GO): cytoplasm; nucleus
Molecular function (GO): inorganic diphosphate phosphatase activity; magnesium ion binding
Source: RefSeq, a predicted model, not a curated record
AUGACUUUGAGUGCUCUCCGUCGCCUCUCCACCACUGCUACACACCUCUCACGAGCUUCCGCUACAGCAACCUCCAGCAAAAUGGCAGCCGAGAACGCUUUCUCAACUCGCGUCGUUGGCGCUCCCAACACGCUCGAGCACCGCGUCUUUAUUGAGCAGAAUGGCAAGGUCGUCUCGCCCUUCCACGACAUCCCCCUCUACGCCGACAACGCUCAGACUAUCCUGAACAGUGAGCACACACCGUCCAACACUCCUAACCCCGCAGUGGUCGUCGAGGUCCCCCGCUGGACCAACGCCAAGAUGGAGAUCUCCAAGGAGGAGAACUUUAACCCCAUCCUCCAGGACACCAAGAAGGGCAAGCUCCGUUACGUCCGCAACUGCUUCCCUCACCACGGCUACAUCUGGAACUACGGCGCGUUCCCCCAGACCUGGGAGGACCCCACCGUCAAGCACCCCGAGACUGGUGCCGUCGGUGACAACGACCCCCUCGACGUCUGCGAGAUUGGCGAGGCUAUCGGCUACACUGGCCAGGUCAAGCAGGUCAAGGUCCUCGGCAUCAUGGCCAUGAUCGACGAGGGCGAGACCGACUGGAAGGUCAUUGCCGUCGACGUCAACGACCCCCUCGCCUCCAAGCUCAACGACAUUGAGGACGUUGAGCAGCACCUCCCCGGUCUCCUCCGUGCCACCAAUGAGUGGUUCCGGAUCUACAAGAUCCCUGACGGCAAGCCUGAGAACGUGUUUGCCUUCUCCGGCGAAGCCAAGCCGCGCAAGUACGCCGAGGAGAUUGUCCGCGAGUGCAACCUGGCCUGGAAGAAGCUCGUCAAGGGCGAGUCUGCUGCCGGCAAGAUCUCGCUCAACAACACUACUGUUGACGAGUCGACCUUCAAGGUCGCCGCCGCCGACGUGCCCGCUGCCAACCCUCUCCCCGCUGCCCCGAUUGACGGCUCGAUCUCCAAGUCGUUCUUCAUCUCGUCGGCGUCGACGUAA